This is a messenger RNA of Phodopus roborovskii (desert hamster), 2569 nucleotides long. RefSeq names its product ankyrin repeat and zinc finger peptidyl tRNA hydrolase 1 (gene Ankzf1). The record is from RefSeq and is a predicted model, not a curated record. Lineage: Eukaryota; Metazoa; Chordata; Mammalia; Rodentia; Cricetidae. Bases 92 to 2365 code for a protein of 757 amino acids. The transcript is spliced from 12 exons. Gene Ontology annotation, molecular function: protein binding.
UGGAGACUCGGCAGUAGAAUCUUGUCCUGGGGGCUGUUUCUCCCCUCCGUUUCUGCUCCAGGAGCUGCUUCUGAGUUGUUCUGCGUCAGCCAUGUCGCCGGCUCCAGGGACAGCCCUGGCCUCUGCCUCGGUCUCCCUGUUGGACCUUACUGCGGAAGCUUCACUCGUUCAGGGUCUGAGCCUGGUGAGCCAAGCUGCCGCGGAGACUCUGCCCGGGGCGUCGCGUACUCCCUGUCCAGGAGAAAAUACAAGUUCAGGAAGAAAAGUAUUGCCAUGUUCUCUGGAUAUUUCAGAGAAAUUAUUUUGCUCAGCCUGUGACCAGAUCUUCCAGAACCACCAGGAACAGAGAGAACAUUACAAGCUCGAUUGGCAUCGCUUUAACCUAAAACAACGUCUCAAGAACAAACCUCUCCUGUCUGCUUCAGACUUUGAAAAGCAAAGCUCCGCAGGAGAUCUUUCCAGCAUCUCAGGAUCAGACGACUCAGACUCCUCUAGCGAAGAGGACUUGCCAACACUGGAUGAGGGGAGGGCUGAGUUUGAGAAACCUAACCGACCCCGGGGAUUCUACCCACACCGUGUCCUUUUCAAAAAUGCCCAGGGCCAGUUCCUUUAUGCCUAUCGCUGUGUCCUAGGCCCUCGCCAGGUUCCCCCAGAAAAGGAAGAAUUGCUAAUACAGAACCUGCAAAGUGGAGGUCCCAGAUACUCCGUGGUGCUCAUGGCUGCUGCUGGUCAUUUUGCUGGUGCCAUUUUUCAAGGAAGACAAGUGGUGACGCACAAAACCUUUCACCGUUAUACCGUGCGGGCCAAGAGGGGCACAGCCCAGGGGCUUCAGGAUGCCCAGAGUAGGGCAUCACGUUCAGCUGGAGCCAACUUGAGGCGUUACAAUGAAGCCAUGCUGUAUAAGGAUGUUCGAGACUUACUGGCAGGGCCAACCUGGGCUAAAGCACUAGGGGAAACAGAAACAAUACUGCUACGUGCCCCACGCUCUGGCCGGUCCGUGUUCUUUGGAGGUCAGGGGGCACCCUUGCAAAGGGAUGAUUCCCGACUUUGGGAUAUCCCCCUCACCACCCGAAGACCCACUUUUGGAGAGCUUCAGCGUGUGCUCCAUAAGCUGAUGACCUUGCAGGUGUAUGAUGAAGACCCUCGAGAAAUGGUCAGAUUUCAUUCACUUGAGAAACAUUGGAAGCCAGUGACAGAGGAGAGGAGAAAGGCUACUGAUAAAGAAAAGGCAAAAGUCCCCAGUGAUGAAAAUAAGGCACUUGGGCAGGAUGAAGAAUCACUCAAACAAGGUUCAGAGUCUCAGGAAGAAGAUGGCUCCCAAGCAGAGUUGGAGCUAGUAGAGAUGACACUGGGGACCCUGGAUCUUCGUGAAUUUGAGGUAUUGCCCAAGCGGAGGAGGAAGAAAAAGAAGAAGGAAAAAAGUCAAGACCAGCAGUGUGGGACACAUGUGACAUUUCUUCAGCAAUCUCAAGAAGAUGAGCCAUUCUUAAAGCCAGACGAAGUGGUUACAACCCCAUUGGACAGUUUGGUUGAUGAGGCCAAAGCCCCUGGUCAGCCAGAGCUCUGGGAUAUGCUUCUAUCUGCUUGCCGAGCUGGGGACGUUGAGGUGCUAAAGCUCCAGCUAGCUACUGGGCCCGAAGACCCUGGAGUUAUGUCCCUACUCAAUGCCCCUUUGGGCUCUGGUGGGUUUACUCUCCUGCAUGCAGCAGCCGCAGCUGGAAGAGGCUUAGUAGUUCGUCUGCUGCUGGAGGCAGGUGCUGACCCCACUGUGCAGGACUCUAGGGCUCGGCCACCUUAUACCGUAGCAGCUGACAAAUCAACACGAAAUGAAUUCCGAAGGUUCAUGGAGAAGAAUCUUGAUGCCUAUGAUUACAACAAGGCUCGGGUGAGCUGGAAAAGGAGCUACAGAGUGGGAGGGCAUCAGAGAUCCUCACUAUGUCCUUCCUACUUCCUUGUAGUUUUACAGUAUCUUUGGGAAAUCCUCCAGGUGCCAGGGCCACUGACUCAAGAAAUGGAGGCCCGGCAGGCUACAAGGAAAAAGGAGCAGAAGGCAGCUCGACGGCAACGUGAGCAGCAGCAGCAGAAGCAGAGGGAGCAGGAAAAGCAGGAACAAGAAGAACAGCGGCGAUUUGCUGCCCUCAGUGACCGAGAGAAGAGAGCUCUGGCUGCAGAGCGCCGACUUGCUGCCCAGCUGGGAGCCCCUAGCCCUCCGGUUCCUGACUCUUCAGUUGUCAAUGCUGGGCGCUGUUGGAGUUGUGGAGUGUCCCUCCAAGGCCUCGUUCCCUUUCACUACCUCCACUUCUCUUUCUGCUCCACGCGUUGCCUUAGAGACCAUCGCAGUCAGGCAGGGAGGCCUUCUUCCUGAUUUCUUAUAGCCACCUGGGGCCAACGCUGGGCCCUGAGAGGAUACAUACAGACCUAGAGUUUUUCUCCCUCCUCGUGAAGCUCAAGAUUAUGUGGAAGAUGGGUGAGGGACACUCAGGAACAAGGGCAAAGGUGUCCACACAGGUGUAUGGAGCCAGCACUGUCUUUGGAAUUUUAAUCACAAUAAAGUUUGGCAAGAAAACUG